AAAUGAGCGCUGUCCCCGCCUGCCAAUGUUGCCCUUUUUCAACCUAACAAGCAAACCAUUGUGCCAGCUCUCCUCGGCGCCUCCAUGCUGUAAACUCUGUGAACGUUUCAAAGCAAGACGCAGUGGAAGGCGGUGGUUUCUUGUGCAGAAGCAAUGGAAGUGCAACUUGAACAGUUGGACGAAGACCUCGCAUUUAGCAACGCAGAUGCUAAUGGUAAGCGGCCGGCAGAGGACAUGGACGAGGAGCACGCCUUUAAACGCUCUCGCAACGCAGAAGAGAUGUUAGAAUUGCGCGUGCUGCUCCAGAGCAAAAAUGCCGGCGCCGUUAUCGGAAAGGGCGGCAAGAACAUCAAGGCCCUGCGCACCGACUACAAUGCCAGUGUAUCAGUCCCAGACAGCAGUGGCCCAGAGCGGAUCCUGAGUGUGAAUGCCAACAUUGACACAAUCGGAGAGAUUCUACUGAAGAUCAUACCGACUUUAGAGGAAUACCAGCAUUACAGCGGUGUUGACUUUGACUGUGAGCUGCGCUUGCUGAUCCAUCAAAGCUUGGCCGGCGGCAUCAUCGGCGUGAAAGGCACCAAGAUCAAGGAGCUGCGAGAGAAUACGCAGACCACCAUCAAGCUGUUCCAGGAGUGCUGUCCACACUCGACUGACAGAGUGGUUUUGGUGGGGGGGAAACCAGAGCGAGUCAUCGAAUGUAUCAAAGUUAUCAUGGAAUUGGUGUCAGAGGCAACAAUUAAAGGUCGAACUCAACCCUACGACCCAAACUUCUACGACGAAACUUACGACUAUGGCGGGUUCACCGUGAUGUUUGAAGAGCGAGGCAGGCGGCCAAUGGGCAGCUUCCCCAUCCGUGUGCGAGGUGGCUUUGAACGCAUGCCCACUGCGCGGGGCAGCCGACCCCCGCUUUCCUCCAGACGGGAUUACGACGACCUGAGUCCCCGCCGGGGUCCCCCGCCACCAUUGAGCAGAGGACGCGUGGGUAGCAGAGCCCGCAACCUGCCUCUCCCCCCACCGCCGCGAGGAGGGGGCGACAGAUUCUCCCACGGCAGCUACCAUGAUGACAGACCAAGUGACAGAAGAAGCCGAGGAGGUGACCGCUAUGACAGCAUGAGUGGAGGCGGUUAUGACAACAAUUCCUGGGAUCACUUUCAUUCUGGUGGCCGGGGCUCAUACAGCGACAUUGGAGGUCCCGUCAUUACAACACAGGUCACCAUUCCCAAAGAUCUUGCUGGCUCCAUCAUUGGCAAGGGUGGACAAAGGAUCAAGCAGAUCCGUCACGAGUCUGGAGCGUCCAUCAAGAUUGACGAGCCACUAGAAGGCUCAGAGGACCGCAUCAUUACCAUCAUAGGAACGCAGGACCAGAUCCAGAACGCCCAGUAUCUGCUGCAGAACAGUGUGAAGCAAUACUCCGGUCGGUUCUUCUAGAAAGGAACGAAGAGGCGUGAAGCCAUGCUGUACGAACUGUUCACUCCAUCCUUUCACAGCCGACAUUCCUCGUCUGUGGACGGAUCAAACAAUCUCUUGUCACAGCUUCUACAGUAUCGAUAGCACUUUUGGGAAAACCAAGGAGCUGUAACGUCUGAUCAUUUUUCAGGACAUUCUCAUUCGUGACACCAUUUAAAGUUCAAGUUUGCUGUUGUUUGCCACCCUCAGCCUGCGUUACAGUGCAGCACGCAGAAUGCAGAUCUUUGUUUUUUUCUACUUCAUACUCACCAAAAGAAGAGGUUUGGUUAAAACCAUUUAGAAUAAUACUUUUUUCCCCCCCCAAGUCACGGUGGAAGAGAAUGUGUAUUUUGUGCUAAAACAGGCUGUGUGCUAACAAAUCACAUGUUUUUACAUCUGCACAGUACAUUUGCAGCAAAUAUCGCCGUGAUCAGUUAAGACCGUAUUGGCGCCUCAAAACAACUUAUUAAAAUAGUGAUUCUCAAACGUUGUUCACCAAGUACCACCUCUGGAAAAAGUUCAGCUCUAAGCACCACCAUAUUGACCAACAUUACAAUACAGUAGCGUUGUAGGCCUACGUAUUCAUUAAAAACAAGGCAAAGGUUUUAUUUAACAAGUAUAUUUAAUACCGUAUUUUCCGCACUAUAAGGCGCACCUAAAAACUUCAAAUUUCCUCAAAAAGCUGACAGUGCGCCUUACAAUCCGGUGCGCCUUAUAUAUGGACCAAUAUUGAGCCACAACAGGUCUCGCAACUACGGGAUGCAUAACGUAACCCCAGCCUCUACUGUAGCGUCUAUUCUGUGGGCCUUAUAAUGCGGUGCGCCUUAUAUAUGAACAAAGUUUUAAAAUAGGCCAUUCAUUGAAGGUGCGCCUUAUAAUCCGGUGCGUCUUAUAGUGUGGAAAAUACGGUAUUCUUGGCCUCUGUAACAUUACACACGAUUUGAACAGUAACAGUGUGUUGGAAUAUAGGAACAUCUGUACUUUAAUCACUUUGAGAAUCACUAUUAAAAUGUCUUGUUCCCCUUCUCUUUGCUAUUGCUAAUAUUUUAGCAUAAAUGAUCAUUACACCUUCAGACCGCUGAAAUCAUUUGUGAAAUACUUUUUACUUUAAUGUUCAAUGAAUGUGCCAGUUUGAUAUUUCAAGAGAUUUUUUAGAUAUGUUUUUCAUAGGGACACGAGGAAGCUGUACAAACGUGUGUAUAUAUUUACAAUACAUAGACACCCUUUCAUCAAGUUUUAAGUCAUCUCGGAAGGAGAUUGCGCCAAAUGGUUUGAUACUACAGUAUGUUUUUUGGUUUUAUUUUUAGUGAUAGUUAAUUGUAUUUCUGCAUCGGGUGCUUCUUAUUUUGGUGAUCUGUAACCAUUUUUAAAAUGUAUCUGUUUGAUAUCUUGCAGGUGUUGGCUAAAUAAACGGUUUUGCACCGUG
Messenger RNA from Nerophis lumbriciformis (worm pipefish), 2872 nucleotides. RefSeq names its product heterogeneous nuclear ribonucleoprotein K, like (gene hnrpkl). The record is from RefSeq and is a predicted model, not a curated record. Gene Ontology annotation, molecular function: RNA binding. Lineage: Eukaryota; Metazoa; Chordata; Actinopteri; Syngnathiformes; Syngnathidae.